AACAUUAUCUAAAGUCCACAACAGAUUACAAAACCCGUUCUUGGCCUUCCCAAAAGCAUACACCACGGUCAUUAUUGAUACUUUCUUGAAUAGAGUAAAUUUAGUAGUGUAUCACACUAAAAACUAGUAAGUAGGUUAUAAUUAUCACGCGCGCAGAUUUUGAAAGUUUACUGUUUACAAUCGCAGUAUGGGUGAUGCAACGAAUGGCACGGACUCGUACUUUUUAAGUUACGAGGACCUGGAGGUGCACAAAUUAAUGAUACAGGACUCGGCCAGAACCGAAGCUUACCGAAAAGCUAUACUUUCCAAUAGACAGGUGUUUGAAGGUAAAACCGUUUUGGACGUGGGAGCGGGAACCGGCCUAUUGUCCAUAUUCUGCGCCCAGGCCGGCGCCUCUAAAGUCUAUGCGGUCGAAGCAAGCAACACCUCUGAAUUGGCCAGAAAAGUCAUUGAAGAAAAUCACUUUUCCGACAUCAUCGAUGUCGUCAACAGCAAAGUGGAAAAUCUGACACUACCCUAUCAAGUGAACGUUAUCGUUUCUGAAUGGAUGGGUUUCUAUUUACUACAUGAGAGCAUGCUGGACAGUGUUCUGUAUGCUCGAGAUACUUUCCUCAGACCAGACGGGUGUAUGUUUCCUUCACAUUGCGCUUUGUAUGCAUCACCUUGUUCUCUGCCGCAAAUGUAUUCAGAUUUCGACGAAGUCAGUGGAGUAAAGCUGAGAAAGUUUGCCGAAGCUCUGCGCAAGUCGUACCUAAACCGGCCAAAAGUCAUGACAAUAUCGUCUGAAAAUAUACUCGCUACAUCAGCAAAACCAAUUUUUAUGUUGGAUCUUCUUCAGUGCCAAGUGGACACUCUUAAUGAAAUUGUCGCCGAAAAAUGUCUAUCGGUAGUAGACAAAACGGGCAUUUACCAAGGUGUAUGUUUUUGGUUUGACGUUAAGUUCCCGACUGACGAUUGCACCUUAAGUACUGCACCAACGUGUCCAGAAACACAUUGGAAACAAACAAUCAUUGUGCUACCUGCACAAAUGGACGUAGAAGAAGGAGACGCCGUAAUGUUUAACGUAAAGUUGACACGUAAUGACUCAAAUAAAAGGUACUAUAACAUCAGUUUAGAUAUGUUGGACGCAGAACACGAAACACACCCGACUCCAUGCAGUUGUAACUAUACUAAAUGUAAAAUAAUUAAAACUUUCUUAUCUGUUACGGAAAAUAUAUCUGACGAUGAUGAUGAAGAAGAUGAUGAGGAAGACGAAUGCAUAAUUGUCGAAGAAAAAACUCCAGAAGAAGAAACAUAGAAGUUAUACUAAUAUUAAGCAAUGAAAGACUAUUAAUAUUUAAUAUUUCAUUAUUUAUGAACACUGUUUUGUAAUUUUUUCAUAAAUUACCAUUUUCUUACAUAUAUAUAUAUUAUUAGUACCUAAAAGUAAUUAAAAAAAAAAAAAAAAAAUUGAAAUUACAAAAAUUUACAUUAUUAAUUAGAUUUAAAUUUUAUUUUAUAUAUUUAUCCAUGAAUUUUCUAUGAAAAUCUGAGCGAAU
This is a messenger RNA of Adelges cooleyi (spruce gall adelgid), 1538 nucleotides long. It is a transcript of the gene Art8, whose product is annotated as protein arginine N-methyltransferase 6. The record is from RefSeq and is a predicted model, not a curated record. Bases 188 to 1297 code for a protein of 369 amino acids. Lineage: Eukaryota; Metazoa; Arthropoda; Insecta; Hemiptera; Adelgidae. The transcript is spliced from 4 exons. Gene Ontology annotation, biological process: peptidyl-arginine methylation. Gene Ontology annotation, molecular function: protein-arginine N-methyltransferase activity. Gene Ontology annotation, cellular component: nucleus.